Trichoderma harzianum CBS 226.95 is the source of this 825-nucleotide messenger RNA. RefSeq lists its product as hypothetical. Bases 93 to 620 code for a protein of 175 amino acids. The transcript has a single exon. Lineage: Eukaryota; Fungi; Ascomycota; Sordariomycetes; Hypocreales; Hypocreaceae. The record is from RefSeq and is a predicted model, not a curated record.
UUUUACAUGGCUUGGCAGGUGAGUGGGAAGAUGCUGUGUAACCACCUCGAUAUUGUUCUCAAGGGCUGUUUCAGCCUCGAAAUUUGUCAAGAAUGAAAAGCUGGGGGCGGGGGGCCAAAGAUCGGGAACUCCUUGCCGAACCGGUCAGGGCAGAAGCAAGGAGCCGUGAUAUCCAUUCCACGUCGUACCGUAUGGAAGGGAGAUUUUCUCUUUUUUUUUUUCUCCUUGUGCAUUCUCCGAGCCGUCUAUCCAUCUCUGUUUUCGACUUGGCCGACGCAGGCAGCCCCCUUCGGCACGGGCUGAGCGCUGAUUUUCCCAUCUGUCAUUGCCUAGUCUCCGUCUUAGCGGAUGAUCUUUUUCUCUGCUGGCGUGUCUUUUUUGGUGAGGCUGAUCAAAGGGUCUGGCGCGGCAGAGCAUGCAGGCCGAGGCGGGACAUGGAACGACAAAUUCGCUGUGUGUGCGAUUUAUUACGUACGUGUAUCGUGUGCCGCAUGUUGCCUUUUGAGAAAAUCGACAGAUUUGAUUUGCAUUCCCUUACGUUACAAGGCAACUUUUGCAGGUCGGGCUGCUCGGAGAAUUACCACAUCGAUUUCUUCUUCCCCAGACUUUUAAGCAGGUAAAACAAAGUUAGAUAUGGAGCACAACGUGGGGUCAUUUGCAUCUGUCAUUGAAUUACAUCCCCCAUAUGCACGCGGUAUGCCUGGACUCCGAAAAGACCAAGCAGAGACGAUUAGAAGAAAUAAGGCCAAACGGGAAAAGGGUGUGCCUGUGAGAUUGUGCCUUAGCCCACCAUCCGGAAAGUGGGGGAGUGAGAGGAGGGAAUGA